GAGCACGCGACUGCUCGACUACUUCGCGCGGAGAGAGCAGCAGGCAGGCAGGCGAAGGUCUGAGCUGAGAUGGCGCAAGCCAUGGCGUCCAUGACCGGCCUGCGCGGCGCGUCGCAGGGCGUGCCAUCGAGCAGGCGCGACGCCAGCAGGGCCAGGACGACCGUCAGGGCGUCGGCCGAGGGCGAGACCGCUGCCCAGGCGGGCCGCCGCGCCGUGCUCGGGCUGGUGGCGACCGGGAUCGUCGGCGGGGCGUUCUCGCAGGCGGCGCAAGCCGAGGCCGUCAAGACCAUCAAGAUCGGGGCCCCGCCGCCGCCCUCCGGUGGACUUCCUGGGACUGAAAACUCUGACCAGGCGAGGGACUUUGGACUCCCCUUGAAGGAGCGGUUCUACCUGCAGCCGCUGCCGCCGACGGAGGCGGCGGCGAGGGCCAAGUCGUCGGCGCAGGACAUCAUCAACCUCAAGCCGCUCAUCGACAAGAAGGCGUGGCCGUACGUCCAGAAUGACCUCCGCCUCAGGGCCUCCUACCUGCGCUACGACCUCAACACCGUCAUUGCCUCCAAGCCCAAGGAGGAGAAGAAGAGCCUCAAGGAGCUCACCGGCAAGCUCUUCAACACCAUCGACGAUCUUGACCAUGCGGCGAAGAUCAAGAGCCCCACAGAGGCUGAGAAGUACUUCGCGGAGACCAAAUCUGUUCUCGGCGAUGUCCUCACGAAACUAGGCUAGAUGGAACAUAAUGGGAUUAAUGGCCAUGUAAUUUCAAACUUUAUGUUUGUUCAUAUGGAACCGGCAAUGUAUCUUCCCUGUUGAUAUUAUAUCAACAAGCACUUAACUAUGAUUA
Phragmites australis (common reed) is the source of this 838-nucleotide messenger RNA. Its product is annotated as oxygen-evolving enhancer protein 3-1, chloroplastic-like. Gene Ontology annotation, molecular function: calcium ion binding. Gene Ontology annotation, cellular component: chloroplast; extrinsic component of membrane; photosystem II. The transcript has 3 exons. Gene Ontology annotation, biological process: photosynthesis; photosynthetic electron transport chain. NCBI's taxonomy places the organism in Eukaryota, Viridiplantae, Streptophyta, Magnoliopsida, Poales, Poaceae. The coding region runs from base 70 to 723 and encodes 217 amino acids. The record is from RefSeq and is a predicted model, not a curated record.